GAGAGAGAGAGGGGAAUGGCGGGGUUGGGAUGGGCGAUAUGGGAGGGGCUGGUGGCGGUGGGAUCGGUGGUGCUGCUGGGCUGGGCGGGGCUCUGGUUCCUGAACCGGCGGCUGUACAAGGAGUACGAGGAGAAGAGGGUCCUCGUCCAGAUCAUCUUCAGCGUCGUCUUCGCCUUCUCCUGCAAUCUCCUCCAGCUCGUCCUCUUCGAGAUCAUCCCUCUCCUCUCCCGCGAGGCUCGAUGGCUCAACUGGAAGGUGGACUUGUUCUGCCUCAUACUGCUCUUGGUCUUCUUGUUACCUUACUAUCACUGCUACCUCAUGCUCUGCAACAGCGGUGUGAGGAGGGAACGUGCUGCCACCGGAGCCAUUCUGUUCUUGCUGGCAUUUCUCUAUGCCUUCUGGCGCAUGGGCAUCCACUUCCCCAUGCCUUCGCCGGAUAAAGGUUUCUUUACCAUACCUCAGUUGGUCAGUAGGAUUGGAGUCAUUGGCGUGACUGUUAUGGCCAUCUUAUCUGGUUUUGGAGCUGUAAAUUUGCCCUACAGCUACUUGUCUCUCUUCAUCAGAGAGAUUGAGGAAGCAGAGAUUAAAGCGUUAGAGAGACAACUGAUGCAAUCAAUAGAGACUUGUAUCCUCAAGAAAAAGAAAAUUAUUCUUUGCCAGAUGGAAAUGACACGGAUGCAAGGAUCAGAAGAGAAGUUGAAGGCUAGAUCUUUGUUCAAACGGAUUGUUGGCACAAUGGUAAGAACAGUGCAAGAGGACCAAACGGAGCAAGAUAUUAAGAACAUGGAAGCAGAGGUGCAAGCUUUGGAAGAGCUCUCAAAGCAAUUGUUUUUGGAAAUUUAUGAGCUUCGCCAAGCCAAGGAGGCAGCUGCUUAUUCUCGAACAUGGAGAGGUCAUAUGCAGAAUCUACUUGGUUAUGCUUGUUCAGUCUACUGUGUAUACAAAAUGAUUAAGUCUUUACAAAGCGUGGUGUUUAAGGAGGCUGGUUCAGUAGAUCCUGUGACGAGGACAAUCAGCAUAUUUUUGCGGUUAUUUGAUAUUGGUAUCGAUGUCUCUUUGUUGUCUCAGUACAUAUCUUUGAUGUUCAUCGGAAUGUUGAUUGUUAUAUCAGUUCGUGGAUUCUUAACAAAUUUAAUGAAGUUCUUCUUUGCAGUUUCCAGAGUCGGAAGUGGGUCUUCUAGCAAUGUUGUACUUUUCCUGUCCGAAAUAAUGGGGAUGUAUUUUGUCUCUUCUAUUCUCCUGAUACGGAAAAGUUUGGCGAAUGAUUACAGGUUGAUCAUUACUGACGUGUUAGGUGGAGAUAUCCAAUUUGAUUUCUACCAUCGGUGGUUUGAUGCGAUUUUUGUAGCAAGCGCUUUCCUUUCUCUGCUUUUACUUUCUGCUCAUUAUACCUCGCGCCAGGCCGACAAACACCCUAUUGAUUAAUUUCUUAAAUUGCAAUGCCAGGGUAACAAUUUUUUGGGAUAAGGGUAGGUGACUCAAGCAGUUGAUUACACAAAUCAAGUGAGUUAGAAACUUGAUUGUCCUUGUUAGCAGUCGAAUUUGAAAAACAGUACAGAUUAGAUACCGAAUUAGACUUCUGACUGUUUAAUUGCACUAGCCUGUGCCAUUGUUUGUAAACUCAAACAGUUUUAUUGGCCAGGCAAGUCAUGUAAUUUCUAUGCAUUGUUAUUAAGUUGAGUUUAUUUUCUGUUGAUUGUCUGGAGGAAAUCUGCGUUAGAUCUAUGUUGUAAAAUAUUUGAAUCAAUGUCAUCCGAAUGUUGGCAAAUAAACCAGCUGUUACUGUAUACAUAAAGUCAAAAAUUUUAAUUUUCUCUACCUUUUGAUAGAUGGACUAGAGUAGUUAUAUAGCUGUAGUCAGAAAUUCCACUCGUGCAUCAACAAAUUAUGGUGUUACAUCUCUUGUGGCUUAACUGGAGAGAGGCUUUCUUUUUUUCCCUUUUUCUCUUUUGGCCCGAAAAAGAGGCUUUCUUUUGAAAUUGCUACCAUUUAGGGCUCCUUUGCAGACUUUUGGAUUGGUUUUAUACUUUGUACGGAGAGUAGGAUUAUUAAGAUU
Molecule: messenger RNA, 2056 nt
Organism: Syzygium oleosum
Lineage: Eukaryota; Viridiplantae; Streptophyta; Magnoliopsida; Myrtales; Myrtaceae
Product: GPCR-type G protein 1
Exons: 14
Coding region: 16-1425 (469 amino acids)
Biological process (GO): response to abscisic acid
Cellular component (GO): membrane
Molecular function (GO): abscisic acid binding
Source: RefSeq, a predicted model, not a curated record